AUGCCCACAGCCCCCUUGGCAGAAGUCCAGAUUAGGACUAAGGGCGGCCUUCCACAGCAGCCGCAGCCCGGCGAGGCGGUGUCCAUUGCAGGCCGCGGUGCCGGCUUCAAGAGCCAGGCGGCCGCACUCUACCGCAAGAACGCGGUGUACCAACGGCGUAACUGGUGCAGCAAUUGCUGCCUGCUGUCGGCGCCGAUCUUCUUUUGCCUGCUGCUCUUUGGAAUCCAGAUCGCAAUCAACAAGCUGCUGCUGACAGGCGACGAUUACUCGUGUGGCUGCCGCUGCACCAAGUGCUGCUUCGAGGGCAACAAGAACAAUUGCACCGCUGUGACGACGGGCUCGUGCCCCUACCAGUGUUUGGAAAAUUCCAAGACAGAAUGCGGCUACCAGUAUUCGACAGCAAAACAGGCCUUCUUCUGCAACAUACCUCACCCCUCGUCCUGGCCCGCAGUGCUACAGGUCCCAACCGAGGCCAACCGCGCUGCGCCUUGGAAGCCUGACCCGGUGCUGAUCUACACAGGAAAGGACAAGACCACCUCGGAUAAGCUGGCCUCCAACCUGCUGCCCAAACCAGCAACGACGGCGGCCAAGCUGCUGUCUGUGCGUGAAUACCUGGCAGAGUGGAGUGCGGCCAACAGCGGGGCCGGGGGUGGCAACCUGAGCGUGCCCGGCGAGGUCCUCACCAUGAUGGGCAUGACGCUGGGCUCGAGCGCCAAGGUGCUGGCAGGCGUGUACGUGGAGACCGCUUUCAUCAACGAGGAGCUCUCGACUCUAUGGCCUGAGGGAACCUGCGAGAAGCUGGGCCUCAGUGGCAGGACCAACGUGACCCUGACAGAGAUGGUGUCGGCGAUGGUCAACGCCAGCAACACUCCCGCCAGCGCACGGACCCUCAACUCCCAGCUGAAGAGCCUGCUCGCCACAGCACGUGGUGGCGCUGAUGACAGCGACUUGGACUCAAACACCAGUACCAAUGCGCAGGCUUUGUCGCUGCUGACCAGCCUGGCGCUCAACUGCACAGACAUGCCUGCCGCCUUCAUCUCCACUGCCUCUGAGAUCAGCAGACGGCUGUACUGCGGCUAUUACCAGUCACGCUGUGGCGGCGUCACAGGAUCACAGCAGUACACAGCCGCCUAUGACUGGAGGAGCACCACCGCCAAGAGGUUUGAGCCUGAGAUCUACUACAAUGACACAUACGGCCUGCCCGUGACAGCCAGCCAGGGCACCGUGUACCAGCGCCUACCAGCCGUGAUCAACCUGGCGGUCAACGCAUGGAUACGCACCUUUGUCGGCACCAAUUCAAGCGCAACGCUUCUGGGUGUCCAGGAGGCACCCAAGCCCGCCAGCUCCCUCAAGCUGGACUUCUCCAACCUGCUGGGGCCCCUGUUUUUCACCUGGGUGGUGCAGAUGUUGCUGCCCAUAUUCCUGAUGCAGCUGGUCUACGAGAAGGAGAAGAGGCUGCGUAUGAUGAUGAAGAUGCACGGUCUGGGUGACGGUGCGUACUGGCUGGUGACGUACACCUGGUUCUGGGCGCUGUAUGUGGUCUACAUGAUCAUAUUCGUGGCCUUUGGGUCCCUCAUCGGCCUCAACAUGUUCACAAAGAACUCUCUCGGCGUCCAGAUCGUGAUGUACAUCAUAUUUGGCCACAACAUGAUCGCAUUCGCGUUCCUGCUGUCCUGCUUCUUCAGCAGCAGCAAGACCGCCACAGUCUUUGCCUACCUGGUGGUGUUUGGCACUGGUCUCAUUGGCAGCCUGCUGCUGUCACGCCUCAUGAGCGGGGACUUCUGGUACAUGACGCUCGUGGAGCUCAUACCAUCCUUCGCGCUCUACAGGGGCCUGUAUGAGUUUGGUGAGUACGCCUACCUGGCUGUCUACCGCGACUCAUUUGGCAUCUCAUUCUCAACUCUGUCGGAGCCUGGCAACGGCCUGAAGACCGUGUGGGCCAUCCUGAUCGUCGAGUGGUUUGUGUUCAUUGCGCUGGCCUGGUACCUGGAGCAGGUGUUUGCCAGCGGCACGGGCAACAGGCGCCACCCCCUCUUCUUCCUGGACUGCUUCCGCAAGGGCCACAAGGCAGCGGCUAACGCGCGCCUCCAAGCCCAGGCCCAGGAGGUGUCGCCCAUAACAGAGCAGGCGGAUGACGUCGCCGCAGAGCACGCGCGCGUCAACGCCCUGGUGGACUAUGCGGGCAACCCCAUCAUUCUCAACCUGGCCAUUGAGAAGGGCGAGUGCUUCGGCCUGCUGGGACCAAACGGCGCCGGCAAGUCCACCUCCAUAAACAUGAUGGUGGGCCUUUUGGAGCCGACCCACGGCACCGCCCUGAUCGGCGGCUAUGACAUCCGCAGCGACAUGGCGGCCAUCUACACGCUGAUGGGGGUCUGCCCGCAGCACGACCUGCUGUGGGAGACGCUGACGGGGCGCGAGCACCUCACGUUCUACGGGCGCCUCAAGGGCCUGCAGGGCAAGGCCCUGCUGGAGGCGGUGGAGAGCGGCCUGCGCGCCGUCAACCUCUGGAACAACGGCGUCGCGGACAAGCAGGCGCGGCAGUACAGCGGCGGCAUGAAGCGGCGGCUGAGUGUGGCCAUCAGCUUUGUGGGGGACCCCCUGGUGGUGUACCUGGACGAGCCCUCCACGGGCCUGGACCCCGCAUCGCGGCGCAACCUGUGGGACGUGGUCAAGAGCAACAAGGCCGGUCGCGGCAUUGUGCUCACCACGCACUCCAUGGAGGAGGCCGAGACCCUGUGCGACCGCCUGGGCAUAUUCGUGGACGGCCGGCUGGUCUGCAUUGGCAACCCCAAGGAGAUCACCAGCAGGUAUGGGGGCUAUCUGGUGAUGACACUCACAGUGGCGGGGGGCCAGGAGUCCCAGGCGCGCGCAUUUGUGGAGCGGCUUGCGCCCAACGCGCGGCUCACCUACAGCGUCGGCGGCACCCUAAAGUUCGAGCUGCCCAGCGACGAGGUGUCGCUCAGCGGCGUAUUUGCGGCGAUGGCGGCGGCCAAGGCCGACAGCAGCUCGCAGCGGCUGCGCGUGCUGGACUGGGGGGUGGCCAACGCCACCCUGGAGGAGGUGUUCAUCAAGUUUGCGCGCGCAAUAGGGGCCAAGGCCGGGGAAUGA
Molecule: messenger RNA, 3108 nt
Organism: Monoraphidium neglectum
Lineage: Eukaryota; Viridiplantae; Chlorophyta; Chlorophyceae; Sphaeropleales; Selenastraceae
Exons: 17
Coding region: 1-3108 (1035 amino acids)
Biological process (GO): transmembrane transport; lipid transport
Cellular component (GO): intracellular membrane-bounded organelle; membrane
Molecular function (GO): ABC-type transporter activity; lipid carrier activity; ATP binding
Source: RefSeq, a predicted model, not a curated record